ACGAAGCUCCGCGAGGUCCUCGGUUCUCACCGCCCUCCCCCCUCCACCCGAGCUGGCCCAAGAUGGCGACGCAGGCGAGCGGCUGGCGGCGGUACCGAAGGCCGCGGAAGCUGGGCCACGUCCUGUGAGGACCCCUGGAGCAGUGGCCUGAAGCCAGGGAGGGAGCCGAGGCGUGCACUAGCCUGCGACUGUCUCGAGCCGAGCUUCAGAGAGCUAGGAGCCCGACAGACCGUCCUGCUCCCUCCUCCGCCCCCUCCCCCGGCCUUUAGGAGGGAGCCAGCUGGGGGCUCUGCCCAGGGGUAAGGGGACGGAGAGAGGCCACCCGCCCGGAGCUCUCCUCUCUCCCCCCCUCCCCGGGCAUGGUACCCCCCGCGCCUGCCCGGAGCUUGCCCCUCCGUGACUGAGGACACCAGGGGAGCUCUCUGAAUCCUCCGGGACCGCUGUAGGGAGGGAGGCGCGGAGCUGGGGAGGGGAGGAAGAUGUUUUCCGCUCUUAAAAAGCUGGUGGGGUCGGACCAGGCUCCCGGCCGGGACAAGAACAUCCCCGCGGGACUGCAGUCCAUGAACCAGGCGCUGCAGAGGAGGUUCGCCAAAGGAGUGCAGUACAACAUGAAAAUAGUGAUCCGAGGAGACAGAAACACAGGAAAAACUACCCUCUGGCACAGACUCCAAGGGAAGAAGUUUGUGGAAGAAUAUAUACCUACACAAGAAAUACAAGUCACCAGUAUCCACUGGAAUUAUAAAACCACUGAUGACAUUGUAAAGGUUGAAGUCUGGGAUGUAGUUGACAAGGGGCAAAAAUUUCUCCUCUGUGAUUCUUUAGGAAAGUGCAAAAAACGAGGAGAUGGUUUGAAACUGGAAAAUGAUCCUCAGGAGGCAGAAUCAGAGAUGGCUCUGGAUGCUGAGUUCCUGGAUGUAUAUAAGAACUGUAAUGGGGUAGUCAUGAUGUUCGAUAUCACAAAGCAAUGGACCUUCAACUACAUACUUCGGGAACUUCCCAAAGUGCCGACCCAUGUCCCCGUGUGUGUGCUGGGGAACUACAGAGACAUGGGGGAACACCGAGUCAUCCUGCCAGAUGAUGUGCGGGAGUUUAUUGAUAACCUCAACAGACCCCCAGGUUCCUCUUACUUUCGAUAUGCUGAAUCUUCCAUGAAGAACAGCUUUGGCUUAAAGUACCUGCAUAAAUUCUUCAAUAUUCCAUUCUUACAGCUGCAGAGAGAGACGUUGCUACGGCAGCUAGAGACUAAUCAGCUAGACAUCGAUGCCACAUUGGAAGAGCUGUCAGUGCAGCAAGAGACUGAGGACCAAAACUACGAAAUAUUUCUGGAAAUGAUGGAAGCAAGAAGUCGAGGGCAUGCAUCUCCAUUAACAGCUAAUGGACAGAGUCCAUCCUCUGGUUCCCAGUCACCCAUUGUGCCUCCUAGCACAACAUCCACAGGAAGCUCCAGUCCCAGCACACCUCAGCCAGCCCCUCAACAGCUUCUUCCAAAUUCUGCUACCUGCCCCUCCCUUCCACCUUCCAUGUCCCCUGUGCCCCCACCAGAGGCACAAACCCAGGCAGCUUCCCCAGCUACUGUUGCCACCUCCCCAGGCCCACCAGCCCCAGCACCGCCCCAGCCUCAGCCCCAGCGUCGAAGCAUCAUUUCAAGACUUUUUGGAACUUCACCAGCUUCAGAGGCUACACCUUCACCUCCUGAGCCUGCCCACUCUGUAGAAGCACCAGCAAAAGUCCAGAGUGUUGAAGAUUUUGUUCCUGAAGACAGUCUGGAUAGGAGCUUCCUAGAAGAUACAAAUCUGAAGGACGAGAAGAAAACCAGAACAAAGGUUGAGCAUGAAAGUGACAGUGAUGGGGAAGCCACUGAGGGAAACCCCAUGGUAGCUGGGUUCCAAGAUGACCUGGACCUAGAAGACAAGCCGUCCUGCAAGUCCUCCUUGCCAGGAGGUCCCAUCCCAAGUAGAAACAUCACGCUCUCCAGUGAGGAUGAAGCUGAUGAGGUGUCAGAUUGUCCUCAAGUCAUCAGUCUGACGACCCAAGAGAAUUUGGAACCUGAGACAAAAUGGUCUUCCAGAAAUUCCUUGAAGCCACAAAGUGAAGCAGCUUCCACCAAAGCCACUGACCCCAAACUUCAAGUUAGUUUACCCACUAGUUCAGGACCCGAGAAGUGCAGUAACACUAAACCUACUUCUGAAGCCCUGCUUGAUGCUGAAGCCCCAUCCCAGCCACUCAAAACAGUUUCUCGGAACAAGGAUUCCACUUCUAAAUUCAGAGAGGUGAAAGAUGAGAAACGAGAGUCCUCAGAGAGUGAUCCAGAAGGACCCAUUGCUGCUCAGAUGCUGUCCUUUGUCAUGGAUGAUCCUGAUUUUGAGAGUGAAGAGUCUGACACUCAGAAGAAAGCGGAAGAGUUUCCAGUGAGAGAGGACCUCUCAGAUGUUACAGAUGAAGACAUGCCCACUGCAAAGCUCCCCCAGCCCAUUAAGCCUACAAUUCACUCCUUUAAAAUGAAAAAUGACUCUGACCUCUUUGGUUUGGGCCUGGAAGAGACUGGGACUAAAGAAAGCAGUGACGAAGAUAAGGAAAGUAAACUCCCCUCUAAGGAGAAGAAGAAAAAGAAGAAGAAAAUCAAAGAGGAGGAGGAAAAAGCUGCAAAAAAGAAAAGCAAGCACAAAAAAGCCAAGGACAAGGAAGAAGGAAAGGAUGAAAAGAAGAGGAAGAAGAAGCGGAGCAAGGACAAGACUGAGGAGAUUGAUGAACUGGAAGCCUUCCUUGGGGGUGGGGCCAUAGCCCCCAAACAACACGGGGGUGGAGACUAUGAGGAGCUCUAGGCCCUGGGGUGCAUGGGAACCCACAGACCUGUCAUUCAUCUCUGCUUCUGAGCCUUGGCAGGAUGGGGGCUGCCAGGUGGGACCUGGGCUGGGUCUGCCAAAUGCCCCUCAGAGGCCAUGAAGGUAGGGGGAUGGGGAAUUCAGUGUGUGUCCUGGUAAAGACAUUCCAGUGUGAAAGGACCAGUACCCAAUCAGGUGGGAAACUUUCAGGUAUAAAGCUUGGGUGAGGGGCUGGGAAAACAAAACUUAGUUCUGACCCACCCCUUUCUUCAAUAAGCCCAGUGCAAGGGGGAGAGGGGCACAGCUCUCCAUCAUCCCUGCCCACCCUUCCCAUUCAUUGCUAUUUACAGGAUACUCCAAUUCUGACUGCUAAAGAAAUAGCAGCUCUCAGUCUAACCAGUUGUUCUCUUAAUCUUGGGAGGAAUCAGAAAUUUCAGCUCUAUUUUUCAUAACUUUUUUUUUCCUUAAUGAAAGAUACCUUUACCCUGUAGUAGUCAGUAUAAGAAAAUCUAAGACAGAGAUGGUAAGGGAAAUUUUGCUGAGCUACCUGCCAUUCUGGGACAGCAGAGGCCCAGCACAAGUUUACUAAGUGUUCCAGCUGUACCUUUCUCCAUCCCCCAUCCCCCAUAGCUCCAGAAAUCCAUGGUGUUUAGGAGCUGAUAGUAUCUGCUCUACAGGCAAGGGCACAAGAGAGAUAUGGGUCCAGGUGGUGAAAGGGGAAUGGUGGUAGAAUGCAAGUGUCUUUUACAUUAAUAAACCAUUCAUCCACCUUGGCCAGGUUCAUGGCCCAGAUUCCUUUGCCCUAUUGCCCCAGUAACCCUACAGUACUUCUCAGGGACGUGACAAAAGCCUUUUGAGGCACUUGCAGGAAUCCCAGCCUGUUUACAUAGGAGGGGGGUAGGGGAUUUUGGAGCAGAGGAGCUGUGGAAGCAAGGAACCACUUGAGUUUUUCAGGCUUCCAGAAGCAUUCCAGAUAUAGUUCUUGUCUCCUGGUUGUCCCUAUUUUUUGGCAUAUUACAGGCCCCUAUCUCUACCUAAACCCAUGGUCUCCUCUUGUGCUCUGCAUUCCCUCACCUUAGAGUAAAAGGACAUUCCUAGAUACCAUGACAUGUACAGGAACCAGCCCAUUCCAGAGUAUUGGUGAUAAGGGUAAGGGGUUCUCCACCCUUCCACAAUGUUCUAGAACCCCAGUCCAAGGUUCAGUGUUUCUCCUAGCACCCCAUUCUCCAAAAAAUUGCAAAUUUACCCUUUCCUAUUCCAAAGACCAGGAUCUGUUCUACUUGGCCAGAGGAAAUUAUAAUGAAUCACAGCUGCUUCUCUCCAGCCUAGCCCUGCCCAUUUUCUUCCAGGCUCCAUUAUCUUCAGAGUGGCUGAUCUGUGUGUACUGGACAAGGGAAUGGGGUCUUGGAUAGCAAUACUUCUUGGAAGGCAGUUUCUUUUUCCAAAUCUGAUCUCAGAAUCAUAGCCUCAGCUAUGGCCAGAAAGAGGGAAUUAUCAGCAUUUGGGCUCAGAGAGGAAAUACCACAGGGAAGCAGGGGUGUAAAAAUACUUGUGUUUUUUUAAAGGUUUGUUCCCAUCAUGUUCUGUUGGAUGCUCCACUCUGACCAUAAAGCGCUCUUUUACUGC
Molecule: messenger RNA, 4448 nt
Organism: Dromiciops gliroides (monito del monte)
Lineage: Eukaryota; Metazoa; Chordata; Mammalia; Microbiotheria; Microbiotheriidae
Gene: RABL6
Product: RAB, member RAS oncogene family like 6
Exons: 16
Coding region: 480-2822 (780 amino acids)
Cellular component (GO): cytosol; nucleus
Molecular function (GO): GTP binding
Source: RefSeq, a predicted model, not a curated record